CUUGGCAAGAUGCCGUUAUUUUAUACCCUUGUACGCGACUAUGAUUACGAAAAUUUUGAGAUGUAAGAUCGGCUAUCGAGGGCAGCGGCGUGGCGGCGGAAGGCACUGUGUUGCGGCCUUUUCUCCGUCCAGAAUUUGCUCAGAGAACUUUCUAAUCGACCUUUGAAUUUUCGUCUGGAUUUACUUUCACUUCUCAAUUCCGCUUCUCUGCUAAGCACUCAUUUGAUUUUCGAGUUUCUCAAGCGAUUAAUCCUAAGCCUCUAAAACCCUAACUAGCAAUAAUGGAUGCAUCGCCCCCCGACAAUGCCGUCGACUACUCACCUUCUUCAACCGUUAUCGAAUUCGACCGCCCCGUUCCUUUACUUCGGGGACCAUUACUGGCGGGUCCCUCCGUCGAGCCGUCGGCUGGACCGUACGUGCUCGCCUUUAGGGAUUCGCGCGCGUGGGCGUCUUCGUUCGUUGCCUGUGAGCGCAAAAUUGUUGAGCAGUGCGAGGAGGGGGCGAGGAUCGGAUGCGCCGUGAGCGCUUCCAGGAACUGUAAGCCUACGUGGUGGAAGGCUCUGGCGGGCCUCACACUUCACGAUCUGAAGGAACGGGAGGAGUGCGAAGUGCGGGAGAUGGCGGAUUGUUUCGCCGUGGCUAAGGAGAAAUGUGCUGGCUUUGCCAGGGAGAAGUGUUUGGUUCCCUUUAGGGAUGCGAGGAUUAGGGUUGCGAAAGGGGUUUUGAGUCCCAAGGGUGUUGGCAAGUUGAUUGGUUGGGGAUCGAUGCCUGUGAGUGGGAGGAGCACGUGGUUGAUGAAUCAAAUGGGUCUGAUUAGUGGUGAUUUGGGAAUAACGAAUUGCAAGGCUAGCGAGUUGCUGGGAUUUGAUGAUUAUGUGCAAUGCAUUUUGGGUGAACGAGAACAAGGCACCGAAAACUAAUUUUGUCCUCUGAUACCGGAGGUAGAGUUUUGAAACCCAAAUACUUGUGUUUAUAUUUCUGGGUUCUGGACUAGACAGUUGGUCUGUCAGGUAGACUAAAGUAGUUCCUAUGCAAAGUUUAUUGGUUAAAGAGGGCAGUAGAGGACGAAUUUUAUUUAUAGUUCCCUGGUUUCUUUUAGUGUUAUACUCCAAUUAGAAUUGGAAUAUUUCAUGCGUAUUUCAUGGCUAGUUUAUGUUGGCUUUAAUACAAACCUUUAAUAAAUGGAUUACAGAGGUGAAAUUUCACUUGAUUAGAGAACACUACGAAGAAAACCUGAACUACAUCUAAGUUUUAUCCUUCAAGAAAUCUCUCCUUUGAACUGGGUGGACGUGUUGUGCAUAGCUAUGUUUGGUCUAGUAUACGAGAUACGAUGGAAUUUUGUAUUCAUACGUUUAGGCUGUCAGUCUCAAGGAAAAUUGGAAACAUAAGAAUCUAGGGUCUCCAUACUUGGGUGUUCUUUGUUGAAUCUUAUACUUUGAUGUGAAAAUUUUGUAUGGACCAUCAUUGUUUGUACUAGGAGAAAGGAGGAACGUUCUGCCUAUAUGCAUUUUUAAAAAAUAAGUGGAUGGUUUUCAGAAUGUGGAUAAAGAUAUGACUGGUGUAUAGAAACUGUAUUAACAGACGACUAUCCACCAUUUUUUAGCAUUGGUAUGUUAUGCCUGCUUGAAAAUGUCAGCUGUGUUGGUGGAGACUGGAGUGUUUUGAUGCUGCACACAAUAAAUAUAUAAUAACAUAAUGUUGAUUGUGCAUAACUUUAAAUAAUUGUUGUCUCGAAGAAUAAUUUUGAAAAGCCGGUGGCAUAACAGUAACUCAUUCCUUCUUUGUUUGGUGCAGAGGUUAUAAAAAAUGUCAUCUCAUAACGAAUCAAGUAUCCAGGUUUUACUUGACUCUAACUUUUGAAUUAUGUUCUGAUUGUCAUUUUUAUUAGUAAGUUACAACAUUUUUAUUAGUAGGUUAGAAAGGGUUCAGACUUGUGUAGUUGCAUGGCAUGAUAGCAUAAAAAAUAACUGCAGUUACUGCAGUCCGAUGUAUAUGAACGUAUCAUAAGGUAAAAUAAUUUGAGGGGUUGUGCUGGA
Molecule: messenger RNA, 2036 nt
Organism: Vigna umbellata (rice bean)
Lineage: Eukaryota; Viridiplantae; Streptophyta; Magnoliopsida; Fabales; Fabaceae
Source: RefSeq, a predicted model, not a curated record